AUGAAUGAACAAUUAUAUCAAGUAUUUGAAUACUUAAACAAAAGAGAUGAAUGUGAAACCGGUAAUGAUUAUAAUGGUUUAGAUUUCGGUGCCCGUAUCUCAUCAAUCUUUGUCAUAUUAAUAACAGGUGCAUUUGGAUGUUUCUUUCCUGUAUUAUCCUCAAGAUAUUCAUUUAUAAAAUUACCUAGUUGGUGUUUCUUUUUAGCUAAAUAUUUUGGUUCAGGGGUAAUUGUUGCCACGGCUUUUAUCCAUUUAUUAGAACCUGCAUCUGAUGCAUUGGGUAAUGAAUGUUUAACUGGGGUAAUUGCUGAAUAUCCUUGGGCCGACUCCAGCCAUCAACAAUCACAUUCUCAUUUUGGUGAUGAAUCAAACUAUGUCAAGAAAGAUAUUGAAUCUAAUAUCGAAGAUGAUCAAGAUGACGACAACGAUCAUGUCACCACCACCACCCCCAAACCAAAUCCCUAUCCUUCCCAUUUCCAACAUUCAAUGGACCACCAAGACCCACAAUCCGAUCCGUGGGGGUAG
Messenger RNA from Hemisphaericaspora subhashii, 525 nucleotides. RefSeq lists its product as uncharacterized. Bases 1 to 525 code for a protein of 174 amino acids. Gene Ontology annotation, molecular function: low-affinity zinc ion transmembrane transporter activity. Lineage: Eukaryota; Fungi; Ascomycota; Pichiomycetes; Serinales; Debaryomycetaceae. The transcript has 2 exons. Gene Ontology annotation, cellular component: plasma membrane. Gene Ontology annotation, biological process: zinc ion import across plasma membrane. The record is from RefSeq and is a predicted model, not a curated record.